AUGAAUAUCUGCCAAGUGAACUUCAACAAGAGCACAAGUUCGCUAGGAGCAGAGGCUGAGGGCCUGAAAACAUCGCUGAAACAUGUGAGGAGCAGUCAUUACCUGACACCUCAGUUCCUCGUGCUGUCACUGUUGUCAGAUCUCAAGUGUGACAACGCCUCAAUCGAUACUCCUGCUACAAAACUCUUUGAGAAAAUCAGCGUUUCUUUCUGCGUUCCUGAGCAAUCGCCGCUCUCGUUGGGGAUUUCAUAA
Cylicocyclus nassatus is the source of this 252-nucleotide messenger RNA. The record is from the annotation of a GenBank genome assembly. NCBI's taxonomy places the organism in Eukaryota, Metazoa, Nematoda, Chromadorea, Rhabditida, Strongylidae.